AUGAUUAGGCAAUACACCUGGCUGUCAGGAUAAGUGCGCCUACCUGUCACUUCCUGCUGUCUGUAUUUAUUCAUUUUCAAUUCUUUUUUCGACUAGAGAUAAUCUGGCACGUCACUGCCAUUUUUGUAUGAGUUCGUCUAAUGUAUCCCGCACGGUUUGUGGAUCCUGCGGACCAAACCUUACGACCUUGGCUUCAUGUUCGCCUUAAAGGAGGAGUAACCCCCUGGACACUGCUGAGGAAACACUGCUUGGAUUUAAUCAACCACCGCGGCUCUAGCUACUCGUUUUGAUGUGGACUCGUACUCUCGUCUUUAACAAUACAACAGCAGCAGCAGCAGAAACGAGGAACACUGACUGGUGGAAAGGCAUGGAUGACAGGUUAUGUGUGCCCCCCAGCUAAAGGCCUCUGUUGCCCUGACCUGUGUAUCCCACCAGUCCCUCUAUGAGAAUGUAUCGCAGGAACGGGCUCUCGGAUGGCACCAGCAUCAAUUCAGUCACCUCAGAGGCCAGCAGCAGCUCUGAUUCUCUGGAUGGACCUUGUGUGGACUAUGCCAAAAGCUACGACGCAGUCGUCUUUGAUGUGUUGAAGGUGACACCUGAGGAGUUUGCUGAAAGGGAGUUGGAUGCUGACUCUCUAAUAAAGUUCCUUCCAAAAGGGUGCUUAUAGCUCAGAGGAAUUACAAACUGCUGUUUUGUUUUUUAUGUGGCCUGGAAGGUCAAAGCACGACAACAAUUUACAAACCAAAACAACAUUUCACAAAACACCUGAGCCAAUCAGAAGCAGUGACAACAAUAGCUCAAAGACAAUGUUUGAGAGCCAAAUCACACUAAUGGACGCCCCAGUCUUCAAAGCGAUACAGCCAGAGGAGCUGGCCAGCUGUGGAUGGAAUGGGAAAGAGAAACACAGUUUGGCCCCCAAUGUAGUCGCAUUCACACGCAGGUUCAACCAGGUGAGCUUUUGGCUGGUGAGGGAAAUCCUAACUGCCCAGACACUGAAAAUCCGUGCAGAAAUACUGAGCCAUUUUGUUAAAAUAGCAAAGAAACUGCUGGAGUUGAACAACCUUCAUUCUCUGGUGUCUGUGGUGUCUGCUCUGCAGAGUGCUCCCAUCUUCAGACUCAGCAAAACCUGGGCGUUGAUCAGUCGGAAAGACAAGGCCACAUUUGAGAAGUUAAACUAUCUGACAUCCAAGGAGGAGAACUACACUCGAAUGAGAGAGUACAUCCGCUCUCUUAAGAUGGUGCCCUGUAUUCCUUACCUUGGGAUCUACCUGUUGGACAUGAUCUACAUCGACUCAGCCUAUCCUGCCUCAGACAGUAUCAUAGAGACAGAGCAGCGGACGAAUCAGAUGAACAACCUUCUCAGGGUCAUCUCCGACCUGCAGAUGUCAUGUAACUAUGAUCAUCUUGUGACCCUGCCACAUGUCCAGAAGUAUCUGUUGUCAGUUCGCUACAUAGAGGAACUUCAGAAGUUUGUAGAGGACGACAACUUCAAGCUGUCUCUGAAGAUUGAACCUGGCAACAGUUCCCCUCGCAUCGCUUCUUCUAAAGAAGACCUGGCAGGUCUAUCUGAAGUAUCUGCCUCUCUGAGGUAUAACCGACGGCCUACAUGCCCUGACGCUUCUGUGGGGGUACAUAUUCCCACCCCUCCCCCCUCCCAUCACAGGAAGAGCCAUAGCCUGGGAAACAAUAUGAUGUGUCAGUAUGGCAUGUCAGAGAGCAGGAGUGCCACGUUUCCCAUAGAGAAAGCACGGCACCUACUGGAUGACAGCUUCUUAGAAUCUCAGAGUCCUGUCAGAAAUGAUCCACACAGUACAUCUGUGUCCAAUGGCCUGUCAUUAGGCAGCAGUGAGAGCUCUUUUGGGGAGGAACUGUCACCUGGAAUGGAGAGGGGCCGUAUGUACGCAACACUGGGCCCCAACUGGAGGGUCCCACUUCGCAACUCCCCCCGGAGCCGCAGCUAUGUUUACAGCUCCUCUGCUGCCAACUCCUGCUAUGGAUGCAGUGAGGCCGGCAGUGUGACCAUUGAAGGACCCCUGCGAAGGAAAACACUGCUGAAGGAGGGACGAAAACCCAAGUUGUCAUCAUGGACCAGAUUUUGGAUCAGUUUGUCUGGAUCAACACUGACAUUCUAUGGGGCAAAAGCACUGAGGGCUUCUGAGAGGAAACAUUAUAAGUCCAACCCCUGUAAGAAAGUGUGUGUGACUGGAUGGAUGGUGGUGCUGCCAGAUGACCCAGCCAGACCCAACAUCUUCCAGCUCAAUGAUCCAGACAAAGGCAAUGUUUACAAGUUCCAGACAGGAUCCAGGUUUUCAGCCAUCAUCUGGCACAAAAACCUAGAGGAGGCUUGUAGGAGCAGAAGACCUCAGAUACCAGCAAACCUCAUGUCAUUUGAAUGAGAGCAGACCUUACCCAGAGGGGACAUUAUUGUGCCAAAUCCACUUGUUUAGGAAGUACAGACUACAGUUGAUUGGUAUCUAUUGAAAUGGGAGGGUGGAGAAGUAUCUGAAGAAGCUCUUUGAUACUGGAUGUGUGACUACACAUGCCAACACACCUGCUGUCUUCUACACCCUGACAGAGUGUAAUGUAAAUUCUGGAAAAACGCAGUCAAUGGAGGACUCUGGUGAGGCUGUCCCCUUUUGUUUCUUUCUCUAAGCUUCCUUGUUCACUGUCAUUUGUUAUGCUGCUAUAAACAUGUGAGCAAGCACAUCAUUUUUUUGGCCCAUGUUGGGUUUUUGCUUAGGUGAAAAGUUGCAUCAGUGCACAAAUGUGCACAACAGUGUUAGCUGACUGAUGUUGAUCUUUGGUUUGCACACCAGUGUUAUACAGCCUUCAAAUGGAGCUCAGGUUUUCCAUAUGGAAAGAAAGAAAGAAAAAAAAACUCCCCUCUUGUUUAAGAAGUCCAACAAGACUAUUUCAAGGCACCUAAGAAAAAUAUGGAUGCCUGCUUUUUUGUUGUCAAUUAGGGUGAAAGAUUUCAUUUUUUUUUUUUUUUUUCAUUUCAACAUAUUGAGUAAGAGUAACAAACGAUGUCAAUACACAUCCCAACUUGUGAUCUUGGAUCUAUCUGAAAAGGUGUGGAGUAACAUGAAAAACAUGACCCUGUUUGAAGGCUUCAUUAUUACCAUGAAAGAUAAGCACUGCAGCAAAUGAGGACAGACGAUGACUCUUGAUCACCUUCAGCCCUCUGACAUAUGGCUGGACUGAAUUUGUUCUAAAAAAUAUGGUACUGAUAGUCAGACAAAAACAAUAUAGAGCCAUGAGUUUGGCUUUUAGAGCCAGUGUUGAACUGUUUUAAAAUAAGGACGUAACCCUGGAUUAGUUCAUCUGUUCACCACCUUGCUACCUCAGUUGGUAGUCCUACUGUAAAAGGUAUUUGUUGAUGUACAUAGCAAGGUUUACAAAUAGCAACAAUUAAUAUUUUCUACAGAACAAAUCAAAAUUUGACAAAUACCACAGCAACAGUACUGAACAAGGUGAUAACUAUAAUCAAUAAUGUAGAGAACAGCUAGCUGAUGUGAACACCAGUAUGCCAGGCAGCUGUCAGAGUGAAUUUAAGUAUCAGGCUUUCAACAAUCAUGUAUGUGAUGUGUGUGUAAAUACUGUAUUUAUUUUUAAAAGAGUUUAUUUUUGACAAUUGGCCAACAAAGGGAAAUGGUAUGAUGGAUUAUCUUUGAUUCACCAACUGCUGAACAAAGCUGCUCCUCAGAGACACUGUUGGUGGGAAGCCACCCUAAAACUUAGUCUGACUCCUGAUCUCACUCUGAAGGACACUAGGAUGAAUGAAGACUCCAUCAGCAUUGGUACUGUUAAAUAACCUGCUUCAAAAGCAAAAUGUUAUGUUGCAUUGUAAGGAUAAUUCUGCUGUAUUACAACUUGCAUCACUGGCCAUCCUCUUAUCAGUAAUGAUACGUACUCAAAGUUAAUUACUGGGUUUUGGGAACACAACAAAAGGAGUUUAAAUAGCUUGGGGUCUUGUUCACUAGUGAGGGUAAGAUGAACAGGUGGAUUGGCAAAGCAUCCAUGAUAAUGUGGAUAUUACAGCAGGGGAGAAGCAAUAGCAGUGAGCCUGAAGUUGAGAUUUUUUACUCACCAUAUACAGGGGAGGGAUUGCCCUGGAACUGCCCAGCAAGACCUGGAGGAUGAAUAUCUGACAGGAUAGGAACACGAGCAGUAAGACAGACAGACAGACAGACAGGUUGGCAACAAACCUCCAAAUUAAGAUUUAUUGGAAAGAGAAAACAAAAGCAAAAUGGUCACCAGUGUAUUGUGAACUCCAUCACAUUAUGCAGACACUUUUCAGGUGCACUCUCUUUCAGUUUGACCUCUAAAUAAAGGGAUUAGAUAAUUUGAAUAUACAUACUACAGCUUCUUGGCCCAUCAGAUUUUGCUAUAGAGAUGUGAUACUGCCAUGUUUCCAGAUCUCUUGUUACUUUAGGUACAGUGUUAUCAUAACUGAUGAAAACAGUGGUAAUUUGUGAAAAUAAGAGUUGUAAUACGCUAGUUAUUAUCCUAUAGGAGUAAAACUCUUGCAAAAAAAUGUAAAUGAAGUUAAAAAGUUAUGAAUAGAUGUCAAAUUUCUAAUGUUAUUUAUGAUAUUAACCAUAAUAAAAAAUAUUUAAAAAAAGAAUAAUUAAUCCAUCACUUGGAUAAUCACAUGGUUAAAAAUCUAACACGUUAUAUAUAUAUAUAUAUAUAUAUAUAUAUAACUCAUUCAUGUCCCUUACCAAAAUUAGUGUGGACGAAUCGUCCUCAACUAGCCGAUCGAUUCCCCAAAAUGACUGUCCGUGUGCAGUCAUUAAGGCUCUCUUAAAUUCCAGGGGACAAUAGUCGUGAUGAUACAUGUUAAUUCCCAUUUACUACAAAUCACAUGUAAUUUACUAAUUAUUCUGCAUAUCAUGUUUUAGAAACUGGAAUUUCCUGUUUCUACCAUUCCAGACUUUUACCAGUCUAUAUUUAUUUUCUGCAGGGUAGGAAAAUCAAUUGGCAGACUCCUGAAACUAGCUUGAUUCUUACAAUCCAUUAGAGCAUGGUCAAUGUUAGUUUAUAGCGGUAUUGGUGUAUGCUGCAUGUCAGUCAAUACAUAACAAAAAUGGUAUGGUCUCCAGAGAAAAAAAAAAGACUUGUCCACUGACAGGUUUAUUUUUUGCCAUGCUAGUGGUGUAGCUGUAGGAAUGGCACUGUCAGACAUUUGCUGAGUUGGUCCAGACUCGAAUAUCUCAACAACUAUGAGCUGAAUUGCCAUGGAAUUUCGUGCAGACUUUUGUGGCCCCAGGAGAACAAAUUCCAUUGACUUUGGUUAUCUAUCCUUUCCUCUAGCACCAUCAACAGGUCAAAAUUGGUAUUUAUCACCGUGGUUUAUGAUCAGCCACCUGCAAAAACUAAUCCCAUUCCCAGCAGCCUCAGUUCUUUGUGUUUGGUGCUAUUUAGUUAGCAUGUUACCACAAAAAAAUGUUAGACAUAUUAGACCUUCUUAACAUCAGCAUGUUAGCAUUGUCAUUGUUAGCAUGUUACCAUGCAUUAGCAUUUGACUCAAAGCACCACAAAACACCAGGCCCACAGUCACUAGCACAACUGUAGACUCUUAGUAUUAUUACACUUUAAUGCCCCACUCACUAUUUAUAAAAUACUAGUAACUUAAAAAGAAAAUCUGAAAGUGAAUAAAAGGGAACCCUACCUUACAUAUUAAGCUAUAUGUUUCUGAAAAAAAAAAAAAAACAUUGGAUGAUAAAUUAUGAUUAGAUUUUUUAUGAUUAGUUUUAAAAAAUAUAUAUAUAAAUAUCAUUUUUGUCAAGUCAGUUUAUUUAUGGGGCUUAAGCAACCAGUGUUUACCAAUGUAUUUUACAGAGAGAUCAUUACCAUGGAAACACAAACAGGAGAUAAAUAAGAUAAAAAUAUAAAAAAGUGGGUGGAUAAAAGUGGGAGAAUCUAUAGUUUCAGAUGAAGUCAUGAAAACACAACAGACCUAUUCACAUAAGUACUAAAAAACAGUGUGACCUAUCAUAUCUUUAGUGUUAGCCUUAAAAAUUCAGUCAGACUCCAUAUCAAGUCUGCACUCACUUUUGUCAGUAUCAUAUUAUUGUUAUGAUCUAGAUUAGACUUUUCACAUCAAUCUGAACUUCUAAACUAUAUUAUGAUGCAGUAAUAGUGUAAUGUUUACAAAAAUUAUUGCAGAUUUCAUGUACUGGAUUACACAACCUGAACAAGUUUUAAUGGUUAGCUAAUUGAAUUUCAAAAAUAAAACCUGGGAUGAUCAUUUGCAAACACUUUGAUUGUCUAUUAAUAAAAACCAAAAGACUUUUCUUCAUAUUGUAAAGGAAGAGAUAUAAUUGGUGAUUGCUCAAAAAUAGACCAUGAAAUGUCUAGUUUAACCAAAACAAUAAAAACUUUCACUGUCCAAAAGCCUCUCUGACUGCCCUGUAGGUCCAGGAUGUGUUCGUGCUUGUUUAGCGUUGUUGGCAGUGUCUUCCAGCAACUUCAAGCUAGUCACCAGUUCAUCUGAGAGUCACUUGGACAUGUUCAGAGUUACCAGUGUUCGGGACAGGACUUGUAGUUGCUGUGAGGAGGUCAGUAAGCUGAUCAUUACCAAAAGCUGGCACUGAAUGUCUGAUCAGAUAUAUAAUCUUGCUGACUUAUUCUUUGAUUAUCUGAAAGCUUAAGAUUCUUGAAAAAAGAUUGUUAUAUUUAUUGAAGUAUGGUAGCUGCAUGAGAAAUUGGCCAGUUGUUUUAUUCAUUUGAUUUAACCAGACCAGCAGUUCUCUACUUCCAGUCGUUGUGCACCAGCUAAGAUAAACACCCAACCAAGAUGACCUGGACCAAUAAUAUUUCUAUACUGGAUGUACAAACAUGAAACUGAUGUAGAUCUUUUUUUAAAAAAAUCAACUUUUGCUGUGCAUUAUCAGAGGUAGGGGUGACAAAAUGUGAUAUGCCAAAAUAAAGUGAUAUGUUGUUAUACCAAAAUAAGUUUAGUGUUAUAACGGAAUAAUUUGGUAUCGAGUAAACAACAAGAAAAUAUACCCUGUUAUAACACAAAUAUGUACAUAAAUGUGUGUGUGUCCGUUUGUGUGUGUAAUACCAGACACAUUAAGUAUUCAUACAAAAAUCUGAUACUGUCAUAAAGUAGUUCUGCUUAAUGAUGAGCAACAUUGUGGUUGGCCAAUGGCCAGUGUAUCCACUAGGGGACAGACUGGGGUUACAUCAUCUAAUUCUGCAUAAAGCAAACAUAACUAAACAUCGUGAGUGUCAACACUCAAAGUAUCAUAGUAUCUGACAUGCUGUUCAUGUGAGUAAUGUAACACUGCAAAAGAAUGCAGGGCUAAUAGCUAUCAUGCACACAAACAUUACUAAAUAAUAACAAGUAUAUCACAAACCAAAGCAGCACAUUCAUCAAAAUCUCAAACAAAAACGUUGCCAUCAUUUACCUUGAAUUGUUAAACGUGUGUGUCACCAUAGUUUGUAUUAACUUAUCUCUAUACUUUGUUUUACCUAUUGUAUUCAUUUAUAACCAAUGCUGAUGGAUCUUUGAGUGACUGAUCAAAGCAGCAGAACUAAAGUUUAGUCUAUUGAACUGCAGAUAAUCACUUUAAAAUGUCCUUUUUUUCUAUUAUUUGUUCCCCAAAUACUUACAGACAUCCCACUACCAUGUCAGCAUGUAUGUGCCAGUGACUUUUCCAAAAAAUGCAGCCAUGUUAGUUUAGAUGCAGAUUUAUCCGACAUUUUUCUCACAAAUUCUGAGUCAAGCAGCAGUCUAGCAGUGUUUUCUGUAACUGAUUAUACAAAUACAUUUGAUCCAAAUGUAUUAUAUGUUAGCAUCAGUUUGUACAUGAUUACAUCAUAUCACUUUCCAGUUGUUUUCAAGAAAUAUUUCAGUAUUGCUUUACUCCUUUCUUUCAGUUGUUUUGAUACUUGUAUAUGUCAGACCUAAACAUAUUUCUUUUUUUUAUCCAGUUCCACAGAGGAAUAACUGAUUGUGUUUUAUGCUACAUUGCAUGUAGUUUUGUGUACACAAUUUCUAGUGUUGUAACUGUGAAAAAGAUAACCACUGGGUUAUGAUUAUCAGUCUGUGAUUAUUUUGCUAAGUUAUUUCUUACCAAUACAUUGCUAUAUGUUGCUGUAUUUUUCAGCUUCACACACUGGAUUGGGAAUAAAAUUUCUGUA
Molecule: messenger RNA, 8154 nt
Organism: Lates calcarifer (barramundi perch)
Lineage: Eukaryota; Metazoa; Chordata; Actinopteri; Centropomidae
Product: ras-specific guanine nucleotide-releasing factor RalGPS1
Exons: 21
Coding region: 702-2396 (564 amino acids)
Biological process (GO): Ras protein signal transduction; positive regulation of GTPase activity
Cellular component (GO): plasma membrane
Molecular function (GO): guanyl-nucleotide exchange factor activity
Source: RefSeq, a predicted model, not a curated record